AUGGCAUCUCUCAAGAGUUUCGGCCGGGCUGGGCAGAGAGAAGAGGAGGAGAACGGAGACCUGGACCGAUCGCUCCAGCAGAUGCUGCGGGCGAUAGUGGAGGAAAGGAACCGCAUUAACAUCCGCCAGGAGAUCAGCGGGCUGGGUUGUUUCAAAGAUGAUCGCAUUGUGUUCUGGACUUGGAUGUUUUCUACUUAUUUCAUGGAGAAAUUGGCCCCCCGGCAGGAUGAUAUGCUCUUCUAUGUCCGCCGAAAGCUAUCCUAUGUUAGUGGUGAUAGCACAGAGGGAAAGAAGCAGGUCGAAGUUGAAGUUUACCGUAGGGAUUCUAAGAAGCUUCCUGGCCUGGGUGACCCAGACAUCGAUUGGGAGGAGAGUGUCUAUCUGAACCUCAUCCUGCAGAAGCUGGACUACGUGGUCACCUGUGCUGUGUGCACUCGCUCAGAUGGAGGGGAUAUUCACAUUCACAAAAAGAAAUCUCAGCAAGUAUUUGCAUCUCCAAGCAAACACCCAAUGGACAGCAAAGGAGAGGAAUCAAAGAUCAGCUACCCUAACAUAUUCUUCAUGAUUGAUAACUUUGAAGAGGUGUUCAGUGACAUGACUGUGGGGGAAGGCGAGAUGGUCUGCGUGGAGCUGGUGGCCAGUGACAAAAGCAACACCUUCCAAGGAGUGAUCUUCCAGGGAUCCAUCCGUUAUGAAGCACUCAAGAAGGUCUAUGACAACAGGGUGAGCGUUGCAGCUAAGAUGGCUCAAAGGAUGUCCUUCGGCUUUUAUAAGUACAGCAACAUGGAGUUUGUACGGAUGAAGGGGCCCCAAGGUAAAGGACAUGCAGAGAUGGCAGUGAGUCGAGUUUCAACCGGAGACACUUCUCCAUAUGGAACGGAGGAAGAUUCGAACCCAGCAUCUCCUGUGCAUGAGAGAGUCACAUCCUUCAGCACGCCACCGACCCCAGAGCGCAACAAUCGACCAUCCUUUUUCUCCCCCUCCCUCAAGAGGAAAGUGCCCCGAAAUCGGAUUGCUGAGAUGAAAAAAUCCCACUCGGCAAAUGAUAGCGAGGAAUUCUUUCGAGACGAUGAUGACGGAGAUCUGCAAAAUGCUUCGAAUCUAAGGUCACGGUCCUUAUCUGGAACAGGACGGUCUCUGGUUGGCUCAUGGCUGAAGUUAAACAGAACAGAUGAAAACUUUCUACUCUAUGCACAUUUAACCUAUGUCACUUUGCCACUGCAUCGAAUUUUAACAGAUAUUCUGGAAGUGCGGCAGAAACCAAUUCUGAUGACAUAGCAGAGCGCUGGGCACUGCCUUGGAAUUUUGCUGCCAAGUGCCUAUCCAUGAUGGUUUUCUGUGACAACGCUACCAUCUAGUGUCAGGAAUAUAAACCUACACAGAAAAAACGGGAAGUUAAGAAUACCAGCCAAUUAAAGUGCCUCUCUCUUCCUUCCUCUGCUGUCAUACACCGUCUGCACACAAUAGUAAUACAUCUCUUUAAAGUGUUCUGACUAGAGGACUUUAAAAAACAAAACCAGAAGGGGCUGUGUUUAAAAACAAAAUCAAUGCUUUAUGAACAAUUUGUUACCGUGUUUACUUUAUAACUGAGAAACCAACAUGUACAGAAUGUGUUGAACUUUAUUUUCGUUGAGAGAAACAACUUUAGGAUUUCAUAAUGAUGUACCAAUGAACUUUGUUCAUAGACUCUUGUCCAUGCCCUCCUUGUUAUAAUGGCUUUGUGUGCAUGUGUUUUGGGAUGCAAGGGACAAUAGAAUAUUUUGCUAGUCAGAAGGGGUAAGGAAAGAGAUGCAACCACGGUGUGUUGUCGUUGUGGUAUGUGCAUUUGGUCAGGAUGGAGCUAAAAUAAUGCUUUCAAUGCUCUUUUUCUGUUAGUGUGUCGUUCCUGAAUUCCUAAGAUAGCUUUAUUCCAUGAUGACCAUUUCCCCAUUUACCAAAGAACAGUGAAGACUUCCUGCUCUAGAAUGGUCUAAGGGAAAGAGCCAACAUAAGAAGGGAAGAAAAUGCUGCUCUAGAAAAUCUGUAGUCCAGUUCCAGUACUGCUGCUGCUAUGAUGUAGGAGUAAACCCAAGUCUUAAUGUAUAGAGCAAUGGGAGAGCAUAACUAGACUCCAGUACCAAACACAUUCCGAUUAUUAGUUUCUGUGAUGAUUCACUGUACUGAAGCACAAAGGGUUUUCUUUAAAGACAAGCUUAAGUAUAGUUCUUCUCUGAAAAGUAACUGAAAUGACCUUGUGGGAGGCUUGCGGUUGUGUGCUGUGUUUAGCAGUAAUGCAUGUUUUUCUAAAUAGCACCCCUGUAAACUUCUCUGGGAAUCUGAAAGUUCAAUUGGUAAAUACUCUGCAACCAGCAUUCAGUUAACAAUUCUGAUGGGGGAGACAGAAUAUAGCAUAGUUCCCUUUCUUAGCACUGCAGAGCCAAUGCAGUAACUGGCAGACUCUAAAAUACCCACAGGAAGGAGAUCAGUUGAGAGAGCAGAUGCCAUUCUUAGUUACUUUUCAGGGCUUGUCUACAUGUAUAAACAAGCCCUCAGAAUAUCACCACCCUAUGCUCCAUGCUGGCACUGCGGUUACCAACAUGGCAUGUGCUUAAAGCCUAAAUCUUUGGUUUUCCCCUUGACCUUUUCCCAAACUGCUUUGUUGUUGUUCUCUCAGUAGCAUCAGGUGAGAUGCUUCAUUUCUGCCCAGAAGCCAUGGAAAUGGUUCCACUACAGCUUAAAGGUAGACUGUAUUGCACACCCAGGAUGAUGGCUCCAUCUGGUAAAAUAUACUUGUCAGUCUGUUUAUAGUUACACUUUAAACCUAAAUUAGAAUAUGCAUUGUUGGAGCCUUAGGCUGGAAGAAGUCAACUUAAUGCAAAGUGAUGGUAUUUCUAACACUGGCAAUGUGAACAUACUACAAGAAACUGUAGGCCAAUUUCCCAUUCACUUUAGGCAAACUAUUUCAGCUCUAAGUAACUCAUUAACCAGUAGAGUUUAUUUUGUUAGUGCUAACCAAUAUUACUGCAGGUUAGAGACUGUCGUAAACAUUGUUCCUCCAGUCCCUGUGUCAACAAUUAAAUCACUUUUGGCAAGAGAGCAACCUCCAGUCUUUGUCUUGAGCCUCUGAAAAUGCCCUAAUUCUGCACUUUCAUACUGCUGGGCUAAGCAAAUCAAUGCAGUUUUCCUUUAACAGUUCAUUGCAGUGGGGAGGGAGAGGAGAGAGAACAUUUGUACUUCUAGAGGCAAUUGGAACAUUUGAACCAAAUACUCUGAGAUUAGUAAAUAUUAUGAAUAGGAAAAUUUACCCAUUUGGAAAUGUGACUUAGGUGUCUGAGUACUGUUCUGUCUCCAGCCAUUUUUCCCCUCUCCUGCCCCCAGGCUGACGUCAAUAUGGUAGGAUUAAAUAGCCUAAAUUCUCAUGGGCUGGAGGCACAUGCUGUGUAUAUUUUCAGGAUAAAUGGCAAACAUGGCAUGAUACUAAACUAAUCAGGAAUGUACGGACAAUUCUAGGAGCAAGCAGUACAAAUUCUAGAGCCUUAUGCAAGACAUACUGUCUUGUGUCUGGACUGGAGUUUUGCUAAUGUCUAGUUUUUAAAGGGCUAAGAAAGUCAGCCAGUCAUUUUGGUAUAUUUUAUACUGUGUUAACAGAUCUGCCACAGGCACUCUGAAUGAAGAGUCACCUUUUUGACUAGCCGAAAUGGGCUGUAACUGCACGAGCUUGGACAACCACAAGAAAUACAAAUCCAUGUGUUUUGAAUGUCAUUAGUGCUCUGAGGAAAUUGCUAGAUGUACCAGACUGUAAAAUAGCCCUUCUAAAAAUCUGAAGUAGAACGCUCUGUACAGCUCUAGUCAGUUGUUUUCUGUCAAGUGAAAAGCUUAAAUAUUUGUAAUGAAACCUAAUACUCCAGAGUAGGAGGAUUUGGGUUGGUUUUUUAUGAACCCCUAAGAAUCAAAACCUACAGUCCUCACAGGCAGGAGUCCCAGUGACGUUAGCAGGAGCUUGGCUUAAGUGAGGCUGGCAUAUUAUUUGGACCUUGAGUCUCUUAAAAUGCCCUUACUCUGCACUUUCAUACUGGACCUGUAGCAUAUUAUUGCACUACACUACAUAAGAGAGUGUGAGGUGGGAGCCCCUGAUCUUUUUAUUUGGAAUUUUUCCAUCCUGUAGCUCCAAAGCAUUAAAUCGAUGGAGCCGAGGCACGACUGGAAUAAAAAAACUAUCAAGGAAUGUACUGAAGUGUUGUUGAGCUCCAUAAGUAUACCAUAUAGAUGACAAAUACGAGUAAAAAGGGUUUUGUUUGCCUAGUUACUGUUUUGACUAUUGAAGCAGCAGCAAUUUUAAUGAUGUAUACUGAAGCUUGACAACUAGAAUGGAAGUUCUUGUCGUAUGAGAAAGCACUAUGGUUAGCAUGAGCCUGGAAAGCUUUGCUGCUCAGGUCAAUCUGUUAAUCAGUUGGUUAUUCUUGUUUGGUCUGAUAGCUUUUUCCAUUGUGCUGCACAACCACCACCUCUGGAGAGCUGAAAUUUGCCAUAUCCAUCAUCCUCGGGAUAAAUAUAAAGACAGAUGUCAAAUACAAGCGUGUAAGAAAUCUGUUUAGGUUCAAAAACUUAAUAAGAGCUUAUUACACCUUUAAUGUUACCAUUUCAAGACAUUCUCCGUUAUCAAUUAUAUUGUAUUAACAGGGCGGUGAUGUGCCUUAAAGACCACAGUGUAUGUAAAAUUCCAUUCAAAGUCUUUGCAAUUCCCCCCAACCACCACAUGAUGUCUUCCAAGUCUGUCCAACCUCUCGCAUAUGUCACAUCAUUGAUAGAGGCCAUUCUAGAAAUGUAUAAGCUUGAGCAGGCUUGGUUCAGCUAAACUUUGAGAAUGGGUUCACCUUCCUUCUCAUUGGAUUUACUCAAUCUUGAGGCAAAGCUUGACUGAGUCAAAGCCACAUGAACCAACCUGGGUUUGCAUAGUCCCUGUUCAGAAACAUAAGUCAGGUCACCUUGCUCACCAGGGCAAACCUGGCUUUGAAAGGAAAGUAGGGGAGCCUCAAGUUUUGCAUAGGUUGAAGUGUGAUGUGACCUGAAUCAUGCUGUUAUCCACAGCCCUCCAUUUGCAGAAAGGAGGUGAUGGGCUUUUCUAAAAAGAGGGAUACAUUUAGUUUGACUUGCAAGGGGAGAUGACACAUUAAAUUUCCAAAAUAUCAUCUUGUACCAGCAUUUAGUUCUGAAACUGCUAAGGCCACACUGCAUCCAUGUAGCUACAGCCUUAUAUCCACACAUGCAAGUGCUUGUAAAUCCCCCUUGACAUUGCUUUCAGCCAGUCACUGUAAGAUUUUGCUUUCCAGCUGAGUUUGUUUUGUCACCUACUUUUUCCAAGUCUCAAAUCUUCCUGAUAAAAAUAGAUGUAGGUUAAAACUUUCCAAAGUGCUUAAGUCCCAGCAACAGUCAAUGGGACUUCAAAGUUCUUAAACGCAUGGAACAAAGGUACUUGUGAGAAUUCUACUAGUGCUACAGGGACAGCCGUCAGAAAUGGCAAGUUUAACUGUACUUGGCAGGGCUGGCUAUUUCUUAUGGACCCACCUUAUACGUAUUAGCAAAUGGUCCUCAUGGCCUCCACAGAGUUGUCACUCAAAAGCAUUGGGAAUUGGGUUCUCUGUGAUCACAGCCCAGAGUUCUCUGGUGCUACCCCACUUUGUAUUAUUAAAUGUGACUGAACCAGACUGUGUAGAAAUCGUGUGUGUUGAAAGUAAAUAGAAUAGAACCCAUGUAGAGAAACGGCUAAAUGAACAAGUUGCCUGUACACCAAACCUUAAAUGAAAAAACAGUAUUUUACAUCAGAAUGUAACUGUACAGAUGCUUGGUCGGGAUAAUAUAAGACUGCAAGCAGGUUACAGUGUUCAACGUUCUCUGUGUACAUAUAUAAAUAUAUUUUCAGACUAAUUUUAACCAACUAACACUUGUUGCAUGGUUUUUUUGCCUCAUUGAUCAUCAGCAUUGAGUGACAGAUGAUCAACUGAAAAUCAUGCUGGCACUGCAGCUGAGCCCCUUGAACAAAGAGCGGUGAGAACACCUUUGUGCACCAAAAAUAAGACUAAUGUUACUUAUUGCAACAUGAAGACAAUGUUGAACCCUGCACCCAAUAAACAAAGACCUCUUCAAUGACCAUAUGUUUUGUUAACUGUAUUUUCUUUGUAUUGUAUCCUAUAUGUUUGAGGGUAGUAUGAAUUUAUAUUUCCAGAACAUUACAAGUCUUUAUAUUAAGCAGCAAGUUAGAAAUUGGUUGGGAUGAUAAUGUGAAACAUGUACGAAGGUCCACCAAAUAGGCAAUUAUCUGAAGAUGAGUAUCCCAUUUACUGUUUACUUUCAUUUGACCUUGAGUAAAAGAGAUUCAUCUUGUGUGACUAACACUGGCUCCUUGUGUGAUCACUUUAGUAUUUAGGGGGAGAAGGGAGGGGGAAAUACAACACAUUUUUAAAA
Molecule: messenger RNA, 6441 nt
Organism: Mauremys reevesii (Reeves's turtle)
Lineage: Eukaryota; Metazoa; Chordata; Testudines; Geoemydidae
Product: KIAA0930 ortholog
Exons: 10
Coding region: 1-1278 (425 amino acids)
Source: RefSeq, a predicted model, not a curated record